Messenger RNA from Brassica oleracea var. oleracea, 1060 nucleotides. Its product is annotated as putative FBD-associated F-box protein At5g56440. Lineage: Eukaryota; Viridiplantae; Streptophyta; Magnoliopsida; Brassicales; Brassicaceae. The transcript has 2 exons. Bases 1 to 873 code for a protein of 290 amino acids. The record is from RefSeq and is a predicted model, not a curated record. Gene Ontology annotation, molecular function: protein binding.
AUGGAUAGGAUGAGUCUGUUGCCAGAUGACUUGAUCUUUAAGAUACUCUCUUUAAUUCCAUCGAAAGUUUCAGUGUCCACAAGCCUUUUGUCAAAACGUUGGUAUUCUCUUUGGAAACGUGUCCCAAAUCUUAGGUAUUCCGAUCCAUAUAGCGACAGCGGGUACUCGAGAGCUUCAGGUUUUAUUGACAAGUUUUUGCUGCUGCGAGACAACACUCAUGCUAUAGAAACUAUGCGUCUAUAUGUUAAUCGGUACUGUCCUCGUAUAGACAUUGAAACAUGGUUUCGUGUUGCAGUUUCUCGAGGUGUGCGCGUUCUUCUGUUCAACGACUGUAGAACCUGGUACCAGCCCAUACGGUUGCCUAGGAUCCUGUAUACAUGUGAAACCCUUGCGACUUUAACCCUAGUUUCAGCUGUCAUUGUGGAUGUUCCUUUGAAUAUUUGCUUCAUGUCACUCAAGAGCUUGAGUCUUAUAUAUGUCGACUUCCCUAGCGAUGAAAGCGUUCAUCGGCUUCUAUCCGGUUGCCGUGUCCUUGAAGACCUAAAAGUGAUUCGAGACAACAAUGAAAACGUGAAAACUUUCAAAAUCAUGAUUCCUUCAUUGCAAAGGUUAACAGUCGAUGAUGUUUUUAUAUAUGGAAAUCCAGUUCCAGGACAUGAUGUUGGGUUUGUGAUUAAAGCUCCUUAUUUAAAGUCGUUAGCGAUUACUGGCCAGUUUGGUUGGUUCCAUUCACUAGUGAAAAUGCCCUACUUGGUGAAGGCUAACAUAAAGCUUCGACAUGGAGAUUCCCGCAAAUUCCGCGGCCUAGUGCAGAUACCUAUGCACCCCGCAAUCUCAACACAUGGACUAACAUAUAUACAUAUAUAUAAUUAACAGUUUUUAGCAGCAAUCAUUUCAAUCAACCGUUGAAUCCUCUAUUAUCAUAUUUCCGGUUUAACAAUCAAUAUCAAUAACGAACAACCAAGACUCUCAAACAGACUCGAUUCAAAGAGACGGAUCCAUGUUUCGAAACUAAACUUUCCAUAAUGGUAGUACUAAACUAGCUCGGGAUUUAACGGAG